AUGAAAAUUUAUGUUGAUAAUAAAUAUAUAAAGUUUAUAGGCAACUAUGGCUUUCUUAUAAAAAUGAAUAACCUAUCUCCUAAUGUUUAUUCUGUGAUCUUUAGUUUUCUUGAUCAUAAAGACAUCGCUAGAGCUAGCUUAUCCUGCAAAAAUGCUUACAGAGGCUCAAUGAUGGAACUGAUCUGAAGAGAACUCUGUCUAAGAAAAUGGUCAUUUUGCCGAAUCUCUAAAUCACUUAACUCAUGGCGAGCUCUUUUUAUCCGCCGGAUAACAACUGAUGAAGGCAUGCUAAGAGGGACUCCUCAGGACUAUGCAAUGGCUCCAUGCAGGGGCCAUAUUGGGUAUAUAACGUCAACUAUAAUUCUAGGUGAUUUUAUUGUAUCUGGGUAUUUUUAAUGUAGAUCCGUAGAUGGGGAAAUUAUCUUAUGGUCACCUGAAAACCCACAGACUUAUAAACUGAAUAAUAUUGGUCGAUUGGAGGCUUCAAUAACAUUUUUGACGCAUAAUGAUCAGCUGUUGCUUGCUGGUACCAACACAGGGGAGUUUAGUGUUUGGAGCUUGGGAUCAGAGUUGCCUAGAGAAAUAACAAGAGGGAGACUGAAGCUUGAACAAAUGACUUCUAUAGGCUUAUUUGAUAACAAUCAGUAUUUUUAAUAUAGAAUCUUUGCUGGUGGAAAUCGCUAUGGAAAUGGGAAAAUCAUUGGAAUUGACGCUUUUAAUCAAGUAACUUUAGCAGAAAUUGGGUUUGAAUUAUUCCUCCCAGGUGCUCCAUUGACUGCAAACAUAGUAAAAUCAGGCAAUUUUAUAUAUUUUGGGAUAAGAAAUACUGUUUAUCAGCUGGAUCUAAAAACAAAUAUUAGAAGAGGUAAAAUAUAGAUAGAAACUCAUCUUGGCCAACAAAGCGUGCUAAAAUUAUCAUUAGAAAAUAAUAAAAUCAUAGUAAAUACCAAUGAAGGGGUAUAUCUGAUGACAUUGACCUUAAUGAUCAUCAACUAUUACCCUAUAAACCAGCCGGCUCAAAACCGAUAUAUUUUUUACCCGCAAAAUUUUGGAGAUAAUUACUUAUCCACAGUUGCAAACAUUAAUGGAACUACAUAUAUAUCAGUUGGUAAUAACAGCACGGUUUCAUUAUUAAAGAUUGACAAAAAUAAUCAAAUUGUCUUAGUAUCGAAGGUCGAAGAGAAGGGCAAGCAUUUCAACUCAGUUUCCUGCAAUAACUUCAAUUUUAUAGCCGCAUCGAAUGAAAACUCUAUUUAUGUUUAUGACUCCACCACAGGGAAAAAAAGAUAUGUGCUAUUGGGCGGAAGUGCUAAUCCAAGAUUGGUGCCAAAAUCAUUUGUAGCGAAUACUAGCAAGACUGGAUGUGUGCAAGCCUUUAUUGAUGAAGUCAAAAUUGUAGGAGUUUUUGGAAAUAUGCUUAGAGUUUAUAAUUUUGAUUUAUAA
Molecule: messenger RNA, 1443 nt
Organism: Blepharisma stoltei
Lineage: Eukaryota; Ciliophora; Heterotrichea; Heterotrichida; Blepharismidae
Source: the annotation of a GenBank genome assembly